Messenger RNA from Rhodotorula graminis WP1, 2988 nucleotides. RefSeq lists its product as uncharacterized. The transcript has 12 exons. Gene Ontology annotation, molecular function: DNA binding; zinc ion binding; DNA-binding transcription factor activity, RNA polymerase II-specific. Bases 1 to 2988 code for a protein of 995 amino acids. Gene Ontology annotation, biological process: DNA-templated transcription; regulation of DNA-templated transcription. The record is from RefSeq and is a predicted model, not a curated record. NCBI's taxonomy places the organism in Eukaryota, Fungi, Basidiomycota, Microbotryomycetes, Sporidiobolales, Sporidiobolaceae.
AUGUGCAACCUCCGCAAGACGAGGUGCGACAAGGGCGUUCCCUGUGGCAACUGCGUCAAGCGCAACAAGGCGCACCUGUGCCACAUCGUCCCGCACGUCCGCCCCAAGGACGCCGACCGCCUGCGCCAAGUCGCCGCCGCCGGCGGUACGCCCCUCCAGUACUCGGCCGCUCCUCUUCCACCGCCUCUAGGCGUCGCAGGACCGCCGGGCACGCCGCCUAUCACGCCGGCGGGCACGUCGGGCGACCCUCGGCUCGCGCACACGACGCCGGCGACGGUCGACGCGCUCGCCAUGAGCGCCUUUGCCGAGGUCGAGGCCAUCCACUCGACCAUCGACGGCCUGCGCACGCGCCUCACCGGCCUCGAGAGCCUCCUCGUCGCCGCGUUCGGUCGACUCGCCCAGGACGAGGGUCGGUGCGCCGAGGUCAACGCGGCGCUGCAAGGCGGCGUCGGCGCCGCUCGUGCCCCGUACGGCGUCAAGCCGGACGACGACGCCUCGUCGCACAUGCGCAACGCCGUCGGCCUCACGUUUGACGGCAGCGCGCAGCCCCCUUUCCCUCUCCCUUCUCGCCUGCACGAUCCGCACGGCGACAUCUUCGUCUCGUCGAGCGGCCUCACGCCCUACGCCUCGGGCAGCGCCACCGCCUACCCUCCCUUCAUGCCGCCACCCCUCCAUCCCUCGCACUCGCCGCACCCGUACCCGCAUCAGCACGACGCGCAACGCGUCUCGCGCCCGUCCACGUCGGGCGGCUCUGGGUCCAUGCCGCCCGAGUACGGCCUCGACCGCUCGGCGUCGAGCUCGCACACGACGGCGUUCACGCUGCCGCCGCUCGAGGGCGGGCGCGGGCUCGAGGGAGGGACGGGGCCGUCGAGCGAGUUCGGGCUCGGGGCGUUCGAGCAGGCGGGGCAGGCGGCGCGGGGCGAGGAGGAGGCGGGAGCGGGUGCCGAGAUGGAUGAGCGGGACGAGGAAGGGCGGGAGAGGAGCGACGAGCUGCGCGAGGAGGAGGUCGCCGCGAGUUUGAGCCUCGAGUUCAUGGCUCUCGGUCGCAAUAGGGCGCUCACUGGCCCUCAGUCGUCAGCUCAGAACGCCCAGAUCUCGCCGCACCAUCCAGUACACCUGUCGUCGGUGUUCGACCCGGCCUCGCUCCCUCAGCACCCGUCGGCCCAGUUCCCGACGUCCGCCUCGCUCGCGCGCGUCCUCCCGCCUCCCGCCGACACGCACCUCAUCAUCGAGCACGCCCUCGAGUCGACCGGGUGGCACCACGCCUGCAUCCACGCGCCGAGUUUCCGCGCCGAGCUCGCCGAGUUCAUGUCGCAUCCGGACGAGACGAGGUUCGAGACGGCGAGCCCGGCGUGGCUCGCGCUCCUGUUCGCCCAGCUUGCGUGCGGGGUCAAGCACAUGACGAGGGAGCAGCUCAAGCAGCUCGGCCCGUUCGGGCUCAACGACGACGACAUGCGCACGCUCACCAAGACGCACCUCGACGCCGCCCUCGCUUGCCUGUACCGGUCCCACUUCCUCGAGAACCACCAGCUGCACGCCGUCCAGGCCAUCACAAUCCUCGUCGUCGGCUGCCAGGACGUCCCGCAGAGCAACCUGUUCCCGAUGCUUCUCUCGACCGGUAUCUGCCUCGCCCAGGACCUCGGCCUGCACCGCCUGCCGUCCGAGGAGCUGUGGCUCGCAUCGGUCGAGGGCCAGUCGCUCGAGGCUCGCGCCAAGAGCCUGAUCGCGUACGAGACUCGCAAGAGGGUCUUCUGGGCUCUGACGAGCCAAGACUGGUUCUCGAUCCCGUAUCGCAGAACGACGGCCGUUCAGCCUACUCAGGUCACGACGCCGCUGCCUUCGAACGCGCAUGACGAGGACCUCAUGACGGGCAUCCUGAUCAAUCGUCCGCCUACCGAGUACACGGUCGUCUCUCGCCUCCUCGUGUGGAUCCAGGUCGCCCGCAUCCUCCAGCAGGUGUUCCAGCACGUCGACGAGAACCCGAACCCGUCGUACGAGCACAUCCUCGAGCUCGACGCUCAGCUGCAGCAGCUUCUCGACGGCGUGCCCGCCUUCUUCACGUCCGACUCGGCGCACUCGGACCGCCUGCCGCCCAACGCCGCCUGGAUGCGCACGACCUUCAUCAUCAGCUCGGCGCACAAGGUCCUCACGCUUCAUCGUGCCUUCUUUCGGCGGUACGAGCCGUCGCGCAAGCGGGCGCUCGACGCGAGCAGGACGAUCCUGCGCGAGGCGGCGAGGAUCGGCGACUCGAGGAUGUGGACCGUGCCUCAGUACCACAUCAGUGCCGCCGCCUCGGUCGUCUGCCUCGACCUCUUCCAGCAGGCCUCGCCUGCCUCGACCCUCGCCGCCGAGCGCGACGAGGUCGUCGCAGCCCUGUCGACCCUGCGCGGCAUGACGUCCUUCUCGGCCAUCGCCACUCGCGGCGCCGCCCUCAUCGAGAACCUCCUCGCCGAGGAGGCCAAGCUGCCCGCUUUGCCGACCUCGCCUCGCACCUCGACCAAGCGCCGCCGCGUCGACAGCGACGCCGCGCCCACGCCUGUUCACGACGCACACGCCCAGCAGACGAGCGCCACGUCGCUCGCCAAGCUCCUCGCGUCUCCCCUCCUCGCCGGCGCGCACCCCUCGCUCGAGGCGUCGGGCCUCGUCUUUGCGCCAGGCUCGUCCUCGUCGCCGGCGUCGUCCGCUUCGCCCGGGACCGGCGCUCGUCGUCCACCUGCGGGCGACAUCUUCUUUGCACCGGCGCCCUCGGCCGAUGCGGCGUGCGGCGCGGCCGGCACGGGCGGGCUCGGGCUCAGCCUCGACGACUUGUCGCCGCUGCCGGCGUCGUUCAUGAGCGCCUUUCUCGAGACGGGCUUUGACCCGCUCGACGGCGCGAUUGUGGGUGGAGGAGGGGCGGCAGGGGCGAGUGGAGGAGGAGGAGGAGGCGAGCUGCCGGCGUGGCUCGAGGCCGGCUCGCCAUUCGCCGCGAGGGACGAGGUGCGUGCGUGA